CAAAAAAAACAACUUUUUGUGUAAACCUACUCGUUAAAUUGCCUCUUUUGCAAAACGAAAAUAUAAUUAAACCUAUUAAUUUCAAAAAUGAUGAUUAACAAUACUAUUAACGCUCAAGACAAUAUUGCUCUCUACAAGUACAAGCAACAAUUAGAACAAUUGGAAAAUUGCAAAGGCUUGGGAACAUCUGUUAUUACCUUGUUGGUUAGUUGCAAGACUUCAUUGACUCAAGUUAUUUCUCAAAUGGAUCAACGUUUGACAAAGUCUAACAAUAUCAAGUCGUGUAUUUAACAGGAAUAGUGUUCAAGUGGCUACAAGGACUGUUAUAUCCAGAUUAAAGCUAUUGAAACAGACACCUGCUAAUGGUUUGGCAAUUUUCUGUGGAAUGGUAAAUCCAGAUUCUGCUCCAGGUUUAUUCUCUGAUGAUGAAUCUAGUUUGGUGGUUGAUAACGGUUUAGAAGGCUCUGACAAUAAUGCACAUGUUGAUUUGAAGAAAUUGUGUGUUAUGAUUGAACCACCAAAUCCAAUUGACAGCAAUCUUUACUAUUGUGACGAUUGUUUCCAUGUUGAACAGUUGAGAAGUCAAUUGCAAGAAUUUAAUUCUGGAAAAACUUAUGGUGUAAUUGUUAUUACAGGUACAGGUACUUUGUAUGGUACUUUACGUGGAAAUACCAGUAGUAUUUUACGUGAAUUUUCUCAUGAACUUCCAAAGAAACAUUCUAAGGGAGGUCAAUCUCGUGAAAGAUUUGCUAGAAAUAGAGAAAUUGCCAAGAAUGAAUAUCUCAAGAUUAUUGCAGAGAAGGCAAAUGGUUUAUUCGUUUCUUCAGCUCUCAAUGCUCCAACUGUUGAUGCUAUUAUUCUUGCUGGAUGUGCAGAAUUGAAGAAUGAAUUACUUUCUCUCAAAUCUGAUUGUUUAGACUAUAGAUUGAGAACUAGAAUUUUAACUGUUGUUGAUGUUGCAUAUGGUGGCAGACCUGGAUUUUAUCAAGCUAUUCAACUUGCACAAAAUGAAAUUCAAGAUUCUAGAUUCUUGGAAGAGAGUGAAACCAUUCAAGAGCUAUUGAAUUUACUUUCCAAAGGAUCCAAGGCUGUUGUUGGUUUGGAAGAAACCAUGUUUGCUAUUGCAAGUGGUUGGGCUAGUAAGGUAAUCUUGUGCGAAAAGCAAUCAUCCUUGAAGAGAGUUACACUCUCUGAUGAUUCUGUUCACUAUUUGGAAGAAGACAAGAUUAAAUUCUUAUUGGAAAGAAAUUCUGUCAAGGUUGCUAGAAUUGAAAACCUUAUUGAUUAUUUAGUUGACAAUUACAAGAAAAUUGGUAUUGACAAGUUGUCUCUUGUUACUGAUUGUACUAAUGAGGGAAAUAUGUUUUUGAAGGGCUUCUCAGGUAUUGGUGCUAUUCUAAAGUUUGAUGUAAAUGUUGCCUCUCUUCUCUCUGAGGAGAAGGAUAACUUUGAAGCUUUUGAAGAGGAAGCCUACAAUGAAGACUUGUCCGAAUUCUACUAAAUGGAUUAGAAAGUAUAUUAAGGAUGAAUUACAAAUUAGAUCCUUCAAUUAUUUGAACAACAACAAAAUAAACUACAAUUGUGUG
Messenger RNA from Naegleria gruberi, 1586 nucleotides. Its product is annotated as eukaryotic peptide chain release factor subunit 1. The coding region runs from base 386 to 1501 and encodes 371 amino acids. Gene Ontology annotation, molecular function: sequence-specific mRNA binding; translation release factor activity, codon specific. Gene Ontology annotation, cellular component: translation release factor complex; cytosol. The record is from RefSeq and is a predicted model, not a curated record. Gene Ontology annotation, biological process: cytoplasmic translational termination. The transcript has a single exon. Lineage: Eukaryota; Heterolobosea; Eutetramitea; Acrasida; Naegleriidae.